Scylla paramamosain (green mud crab) is the source of this 8409-nucleotide messenger RNA. RefSeq names its product receptor-type tyrosine-protein phosphatase U-like. Gene Ontology annotation, biological process: protein dephosphorylation. The record is from RefSeq and is a predicted model, not a curated record. Gene Ontology annotation, molecular function: protein tyrosine phosphatase activity; protein binding. The transcript has 36 exons. Lineage: Eukaryota; Metazoa; Arthropoda; Malacostraca; Decapoda; Portunidae. The coding region runs from base 209 to 5494 and encodes 1761 amino acids.
UGUUGCUUCAGAACUUUAGUAGAUCGUACGACAGUGCCACAGACGUUCAGACUUUCGACAGCCUGAACUGAAACGGAAGCCACGAACCUAGUGCAGGUUCCGAUAAAACCUCUGACUCUGCCCACUUCUGGUCGUACGAUUACUCCAUACACGGUGUUUGCUUCAUCCUUUGGAAUUGUAUCUACCAGAUCCAAAGUGUGGCCACCACAUGAUGGCACGAGGGGCAGUAGCAUCCCUGUGUUGGGCAUUGCUCUCCAUCCUAUCUGAUGAGGCCAAGGGCAAUAGUGAAGUCUGCAAGACUUUCCACAGUCUUAAAAUGAAUCUUGGCCAGACUACGACCUAUUGGUGCCCAGCAGAAGAGUGCCCAGAUGGCAAGGUGGUUGGGACUGAUGUGUAUCACGGGGAAUCAGAUAUAUGCUUGGCAGCAUUGCAUGCAGGGGUCAUCACCAGUCUAGAUACCAGCAUCAGCAUCACAUGUCAAGCAGACUUGGCUAACCAUGUGUUGGGCACAGCCAAGAACCGAAUAGUCUCAAAAGCCAAAAAAAGAAGUACAAGGCCAUUCAGAGUCUACAAAGUGGAGAGUACAGAGAAGGUAGAAGGUGUGGUUGGGGAAUUGGUGAUUGUACACAGUGGUGCCUCUGAUGAUGCCCUGCACUUCACUUGUCUCGCCCAAGAUAAAGUGUCCUCCAUCUCCACCAGCCACCUCAAGACCUGGAACUACAAAGACUUCAAACUAACCAAAGAAGAUUCUCAUGUAUCAGGCAACAACUCUUCCCAAAUGAGGUUUGAACUUGAUACAAAUAACAACCAACAUGCUGUGCGCAUUCAGGGCAGCCAUAGGGAUGAAGACAUUAUGGCUGUGGUGCAGUACCCUAAUGCUGAGUACCAGUCCAAGGUAGCCACAGUGCGAGUCAGCAUUGGGGACAGUGUUCCUAUCCAUCUGCUGAAGUCUAGAGAAAUGCCCAGCCAAGUUUACUUCAAGCAUCUCCCUGGUGAUUGGACCUCUGAACCCAUCAACAAUUUUACCCAUCAUCUGACACCUGCCCAGCCAUGGUAUACAGGAAUAUACAUUGUCCAUGGUUACACAAAAAGAAGAGGAAAUACUUAUGGGGCUUACUUUGACAUGAUGGUGAGAGAGUGUAAAGAUGGACAAUUUGGCAUCGGAUGUUCUGAGAAAUGCCCAUCGUGCCAGAAUGGUGGGCAGUGCCAUACCCGACGGGGCUCCUGUCUGUGUCCCCCAGGCUUCAUUGGAGAUACCUGUCAGUUUGCCUGCUUACCAGGGUGGUUUGGAAAUAAGUGCCAGUUUAGGUGUGACCAGGAAACUAUUGGCAUCAGAGGGGCAGCAAAGGAUGGCAGGUGUGUAGGCCUCACCAUCUGUCUGCCACCACCCUAUGGUUGUUCCUGUGCUGCUGGGUUCACUCAUCCUGAUGUUCUUGGUCCAACCUGUACACAAGAAUGCUCCAAAGGACACUUUGGUGCAGACUGUAGUCAGCGGUGCCUUGAUUGUGUUGAGGACAAGUGUGAUCCAUUUUCUGGCACAUGUACAGAAGGUUGUAAGAGUGGCACUGACUGCAGGCAAGGUCCACCCUCUCCAAGUGCCACCUUCACACCCCAGCAACGUAGUUACACAGCCUCCUGGGAGGUCUCUGAUGUUAAUGCCCAGUACUUUCUCUCCCACCAGCUGGUACAUCAACUCAGCUGUGGAAGUGACAACACCAAGAUACCUCAAAUACACCAUGAAGCCCUUGACGUAGCUCACUACAGUGUCUCCAAACUGUUGCCUCAUGCAUCUUACAAUGUGUGCAUAGUGGCAAGCUCCUCUAAGGGCCUUAGCUCACCUGGGUGCUCCUUAGUGACGACUCUUUCUGAAGUUCCAGAUGUGAACAUUACAAAGCUGGAAUGUAAAGAAACACGCAAACUAUCAUGCUAUGCUUAUGUAAAUGGUAAUUGUGAGAACCACAAUGGGCCAAAUGUGAAAAUUGUCUUCUCUCUUCACACCAAGCUACCGUGCCCUCACCCUAACACUACCUUACAAGAGACUGUAGAAAUAAAACACACCAGAACAGAGGUAGAAUUUCCCAACUAUUUGGCUGGAGUGCAGUAUCAAGUAAGGGCUGAAGUUGUUAAUGAUGCUGGUACUGGACACAGCUUUAAUACAACCUACACCACAAACAAAAAAAUUCCACCAGCUGUGCAAAACUUGACACACAUCAUCCUGUCUGACUCUGCACUUCAGCUUCUUUGGAAUGAUCCAUGUCCAUCAAAUGGGGAAAUUACAGAUCUACAUAUUUCUGGCCCUAAUGUAUACCAGAAUUUACCACUUGAGUCCUGUGCAACUACAGAAUCAUUUGAUCACUGCCACAAUAUUACUGGACUGGAACUAGGAGAUGAAUAUGAGUACAAAAUAUUUGAAAAAAAUGAUUCUGGAUGGAGUUCUUCUUCUUAUAAAAUUAUCUUCGAAAGAGAGCCAGGUUCCCCACAGGCCAUCAAAUUCAUAUCAGGACCCAGACACAUAAACCUUUCCUUGGAGCUGCCCACAUAUCAUGGUGGAAUUCUCAAGAACUGUACCAUUAUCAUCAGUCACACCAAGAAACAAUGCAAAUUUUCUUUAAAGGAGAAAAAUUCGCCCUUGAAGUGUACUAUUGAUGACUUGGAGGAAGGGAAGAUCAAGCUGGCCAAGGCACAUUGUUGCAACACCGGAUUCUGUGGCACAGAUUUGCAGAAGUUAGUGGCCACCAAAUCCAUCCCACCCAAACUCACUGGCCCCCUUGGUAUUGUAAGGAAGACAGAAUCAACAAUUACCCUUCAUCUUCCUGCCAUUAACCACAGCCAAGAUGGGAACAACUCUCUAAUUGUUGCUGUUCAACUUGAAGACCAGAAUAAAAGUUUGAAUCUAAGUUCUACAAUCCAAAUGCUAGUGGAGGAACAUCAUAGCGCAACAAGGAGGAGACGAAACACAGUAGAAAGUGUAAACUACUGCCAGAAACAAGAAUGGGUUGCUGCAGAACUUACACAGCAUCAAGAGGAGUUUGUGGUGGGAAACGGUGAAAUGCACAAUGGAUUUCUCAACUGCCCUCUGAAGACAGGCCAGGUCUACAGCAUUGGAACCAUGGCAGUGAAUGAGCUUCUGGGAAUGAGAACUUAUUCUAAGCUAGUGAUGAAAAGUGGGGUCAGGGCAGAGACAACUUCUUCAUCUAGUCUCUUCCUCCUACUUCUGUUGCUGCUGGUAUUACCUGCCCUGGGUUUGCUGGCUUAUUUCAGACUUCAUGUGAAGCCAGCAAGCAAUGACUGGAAUCCUAAGUUUAAUCCAGGAGUAAGUCAAGAAGUUUUGAUGCAGCCACGUGAGACAAGUAAUGUAACUCCUAACCAUAGGCUAGAUAUUGAAAUUCCGGACCAAAUAAAAGAGUAUGAUGAACAGGAUGAAGCCAUCUAUGAAAAUCUGGAGCCAGAAGAAUCAAGUGCUACCAUUUCAAGUAUGACACCCAUUGCUGAGGUGGAGGAUUACCUUACUAAGGUUAUUGAUUCCAGAGAAGUCAGAGGUCACUUCAGGUAUGAUGAACAGGAUGAAGCCAUCUAUGAAAAUCUGAAGCCAGAAGAAUUAAGUGCUUUCAUUUUAACUCGUACACCUGUUGCUGAGGUGGAGGCUUACCUUAAUAAGGUUAUUGGUUCUAAGGAAGCUGGAGAUGACUUCAGGACUGUGCCAUCAACUGUAACCAAGAGCAUGACCGUGGCUCAGCGUCCAGAAAAUAAGGGCAAGAACCGCUUCAGAAACAACCACCCUUAUGAUGAUACUCGGGUAGUUCUUCCCUGUGUUCAUGGGGAUCCCAACUCUGACUACAUUAAUGCCAACCAUGUACAGGGAUAUGGAAACAUGCGAUACAUUGCUGCUCAGGGCCCAAAGGAUGGCAGAGUGUCCACCAUUGCUGACUUUUUCAGGAUGGUAGUGGAGCAGAACAUCACUGUCAUCAUUAUGGUGGCCAACUUUGUGGAGAAUGGCAAGAAAAAAGUUGGAGAAUACUUCAUUCCUGGACAGACUUUGAACUUUGAUGGAUUUGAGGUUGUGGUCAACAACACAGAGGAGCAGUCACACUUCACUCUGUCUUCUCUCUUGGUGAGACAGGGAGAGAAGAUGCACCAACUGCAGCAUUAUCACUACUCCAAGUGGCCAGACCAUGGUGUCCCCACAGAGGCAAUUUCCAUCGCACAAAUGCUAAGCCAUUUUCAGUCUCAUCAUGUGCAAGGAGGAACAGUUGUUCAUUGUUCUGCUGGAAUUGGACGCACUGGCACCGUCCUCCAGGUGCUUCUGAUGUCUGAGAUGUUAACACUGAAGGGCUACCUCAAUCCCAUUGAAGUCUUGGGCAGACUUAGAAUGAGUCGUACUCGAUUAGUCGAGAAUGAAGCACAGUAUAACUUGAGCUUAGAGAUUCUGGAAGAAAUAUUGUUUGGAAAGGAAACAGUUGUAUCCCCAGAUGAUAUCCUGAAUCACAUGGAUAAAUAUAUUUCUUUGAGCAGAAUACAGUAUGCCAGGGCCAAGGCUUUGCCUUCACCACUGUCUUUUACCUCUUCUGACAUGCCAAGUUUUCAUCACCUUAAUCGCAACCAGUUAGUGUUACCAGCAGACUCCAACCGUUGUUACCUCCAACCCAGAGCUAGGGUGAAUUCAUGGCUGUCACAAUACAUAAAUGCCAUACGAGUGCCAGGCUCAAAUCGGGAUCAGUUUACGAUGGUCACUGAGCACCCACUUCCCCACACUGUAUCCAACUUUUGGAGGCUGGUGAUAGAGACAGGAUGCACCAUAGUCAUUUUCAUCAACAGCUUUGAAAACCAGGAUGAGAAUGAAUAUCCUUCUGUGCUUAUGGAGCCUGGAGAGAUAUGGAAUGUGGACCAGUAUCAGCUGCAGGUGAAGGAGACAGUCCUCUAUGGCACCUGGCUGAAGUACUCAUCCCUUACCAUUUCUUCAAGUGAAGACUGGAUGCACAGUGUCACUGUGUACCAGAGUGUGGAAUGGCCAGUAUCCUCCCCACUGCCUCCAUCUCCUUAUCUCUUGCUGACCCUCGCUGAACUUCUGCAGAUUCCUCGUAACGACACUGCUGGACCUCCCCUAUUGUGUUGCAGUGAUGGUGUGACAGGGUGCGGAAUAGUGGCUGCCAUGACUCUGAUUGUGGAGCAUCUCCGGAGUGAGCAGGUGGUAGAUGUGUAUAGAACAGUGGUGAAGCUUUUGCGGGCAAGACAACAGUUUAUCACCAGUGAGGUGAGGCAAGCUACUGUCUCUGCUGGUCAUGGAGCAGUUCUGCAUGCUGUAUACCAGCUCUGCCACCUACCUACAAGAAUAUGCAAAUUAUGGAAACUUUCAAUGAGUACUAUACUUUCACCUCACCAAGUCACAGUCAUGGUUAAACUCUGGAACUCCCUGCCUGCUUCUGUAUUUCCACCUUCCUGUGACUUGAAUUCCUUCAAGAACGAGGUUUCAAGAUGCUUAUCCUUCAAUUUUUGACUACCGCUUUGGACCCUUUUCUGGGACUGGCAUCUCAGUGGGUUUUUUUUUAUUGGAUUUUUGUUGCCCUUGGCCAGUGUCCCUUCUACAUAAAAAAAAAAAAUGUUAACAGUGACACUGACUAAUGCUUUCACUCAUUGAUUGUUCUGCGUAUUCUGGUCUUGUUUUAAAAUUUGCUGCAAAUAUUCUUUUUUCUCAGUGAAAGCAUUAAUUACCUACUGUAAGAUGCAAGAUUAUUUUUAUUUUGCGUUAUUCAGUACCUUAUAAUUAAGUAAAGCAAUUGUAAUGUUAGCUUGCCUCACAUUUCAAAGUAAGAUAGGAUGCAACAUUAUUUUGACCUAGUAAAACAGAGUUUAAUUGUUGCUGUUUAUAUAGUUGAUUUAAUAGCUUUUACAAACAUUUUGAAUGUAUCAUUUACUAUAGUCCCACCACUCUAAAACCAAGGUUUGGGUGGAGUCAAGCUCGUGAUUUCCCUCUACCCUGGUUGGUGAACAAUUGCCUGAAACCAUUAGGCUUUGUUGCCCCCCCCCCCCCUCCCUUUUUUUUUUUUAAGUGUCUUGAAACCUCCCUCUUGAAGGAAUUCAGGUCAUAGGAAGGUGGAAAUACAGAAGCAGGCUGGAAGUUCUGGAGUUUACCAGAGAAAGGGAUGAAUGACUGAGAAUACUGGUAUCUCUUGCAUUAGAGAGGUGGACUGAAUAGGGGUGAGAGAAAGAAAAAAGUCUUGUGCAGCAAGGCUGUAGGAGGUGGGGAGGCAUGCAGUUAGCAAGAUCAGAAGAGCAGUUAGCAUGAAAAUAGCAGUAGAAGAUAACAAGAGAUACAACAUUGCAGCAAUGAGAAAGAGGCUGAAGACAGUCAGUUAGAGGAGAGGAGUUGAUGAGGCAAAAAGCUUUUGAUUCCACCCUGUCUAGAAGAGUGGUAUGAUUGGAACCUUCCAUACAUGAGAAGCAUAUUCCAUACAUGGACAGAUAAGGCCCUUGUACAGAGUUAGCAGCUGGGGGGAUGAGAAAAAUUGGUGGAGACGUCUCAGAAUGCCUAACUUCAUAGAAACUGUUUUAGCUAGAGCUGAGAUGUGAAGUUUUCAGUUUACAUUAUAAGUAAAGGACAGAACAAGGAUGUUCAGCAUAGGAGAGGGGGACAGUUGUCUAGAAGGUUGUGUCAAGUUGACAGAUGGAGGAAUUAAGUUUUUGAGGCAUUGAACAAUACCAAGUUUGCUCUGCUCCAGUCAGAAAUUUUAGAAAGAUCAGAAGUUAGGCAUUCUGUGUGAACUGCUUACUUCCUGAAGGGAAGUAUGGUCCUCAGUAGUAUCUCUCUCUCUCUCUCUCUCUCUCUCUCUCUCUCUCUCUCUCUCUCUCUCUCUCUCUCUCUCUCUCUCUCUCUCUCUCUCUCUCUCUCUCUCUCUCUCUCUCUCUCUCUCUCUCUCUCUCUCUCUCUUGUAUUAAACUUUUAACCUUAUUUCCACACCAUGGCAAGUGAGCAGCUUAAGCAGCCGACCCAUCCCAGGUCACACAGGUGACAUGUGACUCGUGAGGCCUCCGUGUGUAGGCCUAAGUGUUGCCACUCACCAGGGUUUUAACAGAUUUAUUUUUAUAAUGAAAAAAGCACGCAAUCUACUGAUAUUCCUUCCAGUUAUAUUAUAAAUAUAAUUGUUUCACUACUUACCCAUCUUAGAACUACAGAGGAAAUCUACAAGAGUGAUGCCAUUUCUUCAGUAUGCCACAUUUCUUUGUUGUUCUAUAAGUACUUUAUGCAUUUUAAGUUUGUUUUUCUUUGAUAUACUAGAAUAUUUAAUUUAGAUUGCAGUGGUAGUAUAUAUUUACCUAUCUGUGAUUUCUUUUACAAUAUAUCAUAGCAAUUACACAUCGCUGAUUUAGGAAGUUUGGACACCGCAAGCAGGGGAAUCCCUACCCUGACCCCACCCAAAUGAUGAUUUUAGAGUGGUAGGACUAUAAGUAUUUUGCUGUUUUAUUAGAUACUGUUAGUAGUAGUUUUAUUAGUCUUAUUCAACUUGACUUUUUUCCUACAUAUACUAUUUGAGAAGCAGAUGAAAAUAAGGAUACAAUUGAACCAUGAUUUACAGAUGCUUGAAUUAACAAAUUUUUAAGUAAAAAAAAAAAAAAAAAAAGACCCUUGAGAUAUAUGCAUUAGGAUUUUGGUGUACACAAAUAACUUUUUUUUUUUUUUAUACAUUGAAAGCACAUGAAAUGGAAAAAAAUUCAAAACCUAUAGUUCAUAUAAUUAUCUUCUAAUAUUUCAUUUCAAAAGCUUUUUUUUAGUUGCUGCUAGCAGGUUGACAAUGAACCCACCUAUCAACUAUGAAACACAUUAACAUAAGAACUCAAAAAAUAAGGAAAGCUACAAGAAGCCAUCAGGCCUACACAUGACAGUCUCUGUAUGAACCAUAUCUGUUUCCACCUCUCAUCCCCAUCCAUAAAUUUGUCUGAUCUUUUAAAGCUCCCAAAUGACGCUGCUCAAAGCUCAUAGAGCUAACUAUAACUCCUAAAUCAUUUUCAUUUCCUGAACGUACGAGAGCUUUUUUGUUUAUUGUGCAUCUGCUGCAUUUGCCAUCUCUCUGUCCUUUCUUUAAUUCUAAGUCUACCUGCAAAGCCAUGGCAUCCAAAUCUGUCCCAAAUUAAUCCUCCUAUCUUCAUGUUGUCUGCAAAAUUUACUAGCAUCACUACUAAUCCCACUAUCCAAGUCAUUAAUAUAUAUAUUAAAACAACAAUGGUCCUAAAACUGCUCCCUGUGGCACCCCACUAUUUAGUUGACCCUACUCGGAUUUAGAGCCAUUUAUUACAGCUCUGUCAAUUGUCACUUAACCAUGACUUUUAUCCCACAAGAAUACAAAAGUCCAUAGCCUUUUAUCCCACAAGAGUACAAAAGUACAACAAAAAUAAAUCAAGACAAAUUUAAUUAUA